Messenger RNA from Eurypyga helias (sunbittern), 1373 nucleotides. Its product is annotated as sestrin-1. Gene Ontology annotation, biological process: regulation of response to reactive oxygen species; cellular response to L-leucine; positive regulation of macroautophagy. Bases 90 to 1373 code for a protein of 427 amino acids. The transcript is spliced from 9 exons. NCBI's taxonomy places the organism in Eukaryota, Metazoa, Chordata, Aves, Eurypygiformes, Eurypygidae. Gene Ontology annotation, cellular component: nucleus. The record is from RefSeq and is a predicted model, not a curated record. Gene Ontology annotation, molecular function: oxidoreductase activity, acting on peroxide as acceptor; L-leucine binding.
UUGGAGUAAGAAUUCCUAGACCACUGGGCCACGGACCAAGCAGAUUCAUCCCUGAGAAGGAGACGAUUCAGGUGGGAAACGAAGACGCCAUGAUGCACGCGCUGUUUGCCGAUUCUUUCGCUACGCUGGGCCGGUUGGACAACGUUACCUUGGUGAUGGUUUUCCACCCGCAGUAUCUCGAAAGCUUUCUAAAAACUCAGCACUAUCUGCUGCAGAUGGACGGUCCGCUCCCGCUGCAUUACCGCCACUACAUCGGGAUAAUGGCUGCAGCACGGCAUCAGUGCUCUUACCUGGUUAACCUCCACGUCAACGACUUCCUUCACGUCGGCGGAGACCCCAAGUGGUUGAACGGUCUGGAAAACGCACCUCAAAAACUGCAGAAUUUAGGAGAACUCAACAAAAUGUUGGCUCACAGACCCUGGCUUAUCACCAAGGAACAUAUCGAGCAACUUUUGAAGACUGAAGAGAACAGCUGGUCCCUGGCAGAGCUGAUCCACGCGGUCGUUCUCCUGACACACUACCACUCCCUUGCUUCCUUCACGUUUGGCUGUGGGAUCAGUCCCGAGAUCGACUGCGAAGGGGGUCACACCUUCAGGCCCCCUUCCGUCAGCAACUAUUGCAUAUGCGAUAUCACAAAUGGGUACCACGGGGUGGAUGACAUUCAUGCCAGCCCAGCUGGAAGUAUUCCAUCCGCAGAGUCCGUCUGCGAAGUUGAGGCUCUAAUGGAGAAAAUGAAGCAGCUACAGGAGUGCAGGGACGAAGAGGAAGCCAGCCAGGAGGAGAUGGCCACGCGCUUCGAAAGGGAGAAGAGAGAGAGCAUGUUCGUGUGUUCUUCAGAAGACGAAGAGUCGGCACCGACGAGAGAUGUGUCUCGCCACUUUGAGGACACCAGCUACGGUUACAAAGACUUCUCCAGGCACGGGAUGCAUGUGCCCACCUUUCGCGUUCAGGACUAUUCCUGGGAAGACCAUGGCUAUUCCUUGGUUAAUCGUCUUUACCCGGAUGUGGGACAACUACUUGAUGAAAAGUUUCAUAUUGCUUAUAACCUGACUUACAACACGAUGGCCAUGCACAAAGAUGUGGAUACCUCAAUGCUAAGACGAGCUAUUUGGAAUUAUAUUCAUUGUAUGUUCGGAAUAAGAUACGAUGAUUAUGACUAUGGUGAAAUUAAUCAGUUGUUGGACCGCAGCUUUAAAGUUUAUAUCAAGACUGUGGUUUGCACUCCCGAAAAGACCACAAAAAGAAUGUACGAUGGCUUCUGGAGGCAGUUUGAACACUCUGAGAAGGUCCAUGUAAAUUUGCUUCUGGUGGAAGCUCGGAUGCAAGCCGAACUACUUUAUGCUCUGAGAGCUAUUACUCGCUAUAUGACCUGA